Molecule: messenger RNA, 2128 nt
Organism: Heteronotia binoei (common prickly gecko)
Lineage: Eukaryota; Metazoa; Chordata; Lepidosauria; Squamata; Gekkonidae
Gene: ZWILCH
Product: zwilch kinetochore protein
Exons: 18
Coding region: 177-1985 (602 amino acids)
Biological process (GO): protein localization to kinetochore; mitotic spindle assembly checkpoint signaling
Cellular component (GO): RZZ complex
Source: RefSeq, a predicted model, not a curated record
GCGCCGCCUCGCUUCGGGAAAGCCUGGGGUUUAUUUUUUAACAGGGGAGAAGCGGUCCUCCUCACCGUGGCGGAUGGAUUCUGCGAAGAAGUUCUGGCGCGGCUUUCGGUUGCGGCUGGAGAGGGGAAGGGGUUGGUGCGCAUGCGCGGGCAGGCGUUUGGCUGGAGGGAGCAGCGAUGGGGUCCCGGCGGGAGCUGCAGCGGGAGGCGGCCCUUCGGCUUUGGGGCUUCGUCAAGCUACUAUUUGAAGAAGGAAAGAAAAAUAGCAACAAAGGACCAUUUAUCUUUGAGAUGGAUACACAAGGGUAUCUGCUUGACGAAGGAUGUACAAACCCGCUCGAGAACUUCUGGAACAGAACUGGGGUGAUGGUUGUUCUGGAGAAAGCGGUUUCAUGUGUACAAACCGAGGAACCAGAGGAGCAGAAGACAGACGUGUGUCUCUCUGAGGAUUCUUCCAAAGAGUGCCCUGUACUGCGUGGCUUAUCUAUUUCAAGAGCAAGGCAGCUCAUUUCAUUCUAUACGAUGUCACAAAAUCCGGACAUGGGCGAUGUAAAAACGAGCAAUUCGGUGCAGCCUCCUCCGCUGUGGGUGCGGUGUGAUGGCACAGACCCUCAACAAACGAUCUGGCUGGGGGCUGAGCCCCACUCCGCUGGAAACGACAUUACUGGGAUGACUCUGCAUACAGUUAUCAGCAACGGCCCUUUGUCAAAUAAAAAUUGCUCUGCAGAUUUGGAAGAAUUAAAAGAGAGCCAUCGAAGAAGACAUCACUGUCAUGGGUUGAGAAUGAAAGGUUUUGCCUCUUAUAAGUUCCUCGGAGACAUCUUGCUGGACUCCUAUUCCCUGGAGGACACCUCCUCUCCCCCGGAGAGAAAUAUAUAUGUGGACUUUGCUUGGAACGAUGUGACAGAGAUUCUGCAGACACCUCCACCCAAUUCUGUUGUUACUCUGAAGCUUCAGAUGGCUUGUGGGAGUCCUUUGAGUUCUGUGUAUGAGGUCGGCCGAGAGCUGCAGUUCCUGCUCGGCUUAGCCAAGAGCUUGAGGACUGGCGUGAAAGAGUGGAGGAAACCUUCAGAAGGAAAAUCAGCUGUUGAACUGGUCCAGAAACUUUUGAAACGUCUAAAGGAUGGCGCAGAUGAAGUAAUGGCACCAGGCAAUAAUGAGACUGAGAACCUCCAGAAUGACACUGCUGCAGUUUCUUGCUCCAUGAAAACAGUUUAUAGUAGCAGAGAAGAACUGGAUUUUGUCGAGCAGCUAUGGUGCAAGCUAUGGAAAAGUGUCACGUCGUAUGAGGAACUGGUGAAGUGCUUCAAGCUGAUAUUGGAGUGCGUUCAUUGUGGUGAAUUGCAGCUAUCGAUUCACGAAGGAAGCAACGGCUUGCUGCCCAAACUGAUUAUAGAGUAUCACCGUGGAAGUAUGACGCCGGUUUCUCUGAGUGGCGACACUCCGAUUCAAAUGUUUCUUGAGAUCGGGUUGGAAAAAAUGAAGAGAGAUUAUGUCAGCUAUUUUAUAGACAAGCGCCUCGCUCUACGUUCUCAUCUGGACUAUUUCAUGUCCACUUCAGUGGAUCUGCAAGAGCAGGUUCAUCGUAUCCAGAAACUCCAUCGCGUGCUGGAAAUAGUGACCAACUGCGUGGACCUUCUUAAACUCGAUCAUUUCGAUCUCAUCUUCUUGAUACAGUCCUGUUUAAAGUACUACCAGGAAAACCCUCUGAAUGAAAUGCACAUGCUUGAGAUACCCGUGAAGCAGUCUUCUGUGACAGGCUUAUGCCAAAAUGCUGAUCUCAAAAUGUGGAAGGUGGAAAUCAGCAGUGGACAAAGACAAAAAGUCGUGAAAACCACUUGGCAGUUCAGCACUGACCCUCCAGCAGAGCACCUGAGCACAAGGAUCACAGGUCUCCUGGACAGUACAGAAGUCUGCAACAACCUGGAGGGAGCCUGUUUUAGCACCCUGGCUGAGUGCAGUCAGGUGCAUUUCUCCUUGCGUUGAAGUAAUAAUAAUCGUAACAUCGGAGAGCGUUAUUGCAACGGUGUGAUAACUAAUUCCCAAAACGUGUAGCUGAUUUUUUUUUUUUUUUAAAGGCACCAAAACUUAUUUUAAAAGUUAAAGGCAACUUUGUUUAGACGUGAAAA